Panicum virgatum (switchgrass) is the source of this 3208-nucleotide messenger RNA. RefSeq names its product zinc finger CCCH domain-containing protein 19-like. The transcript has 17 exons. The record is from RefSeq and is a predicted model, not a curated record. Gene Ontology annotation, molecular function: protein binding; DNA binding. NCBI's taxonomy places the organism in Eukaryota, Viridiplantae, Streptophyta, Magnoliopsida, Poales, Poaceae. Bases 257 to 2860 code for a protein of 867 amino acids.
CCACCCACACACACACGCUUGCCUCGCCGCCUCGGCUGCCCCCAGUCCCCCACGCACUUAAACCCCGCCACCUGAUCAAAUCUCCCGUCGACGAACCCAGGAAAAUCCCCAUUUCCGCCCCGGGCCCGAUUCCACAUUGCACUAAUAAGCAUCGAGCAGCAUCUCGCGUCCGAUCCAGCUCCCCUCUGUUCCGGCUCGCGGCACCGGCGUCGAUUGCGCUCGCCGGCCGGCGGGCACCGCCCUAAGGUCGGCGGCGAUGGGGAACCGAACGAGGAGCGGGAGGCGCCGCCGUGCCAGCGGCGGCGGCGGGGGGAGCGCGAGCGGGAGCAAGCGCCCGCGGUGGGUAGCGGAGGAGGAGCUGGAGGAGGAGGAGGAGGAGGAGGCGGCGGGGCCGGUGAAAGGGGAGGACGAGGAACUCUGCUUCGUCUGCAAGGACGGCGGCGACCUCCGCCUCUGCGACUACAGGAGCUGCCACAAAGCUUACCAUCCUGGUUGUGUGGGGAAAGAUGUUGACUUCCUCAAAUCGGAUGAAGAAUUCAUUUGUGAAUGGCAUACAUGCUUUAUUUGCGAAGGACGUUCCCGCUACUAUUGCUUCUGCUGUCCACGGCACACCUUCUGCCAAGGUUGUGUGGCACAGGCGGAAUUUGUCUCGGUCCUGAGGAAGACAAAGGGGUUCUGCAUUGACUGUUUAAGGAUGGUCAUCAUGAUUGAGAAGAGUGUUGAUGUUGACUCUGAUGGGGAGAGGGCCGAUUUCAAUGACAGGGAAACUUAUGAAUUUCUAUUCAAGGAGUAUUGGGAAAUAGUUAGGGACAAGGAGGGCUUGACUCUGGAUAAACUUGAAGCCGCAUAUGCUAUUCUGAAAAGAGGCCAGAACUGCAAACAAGAUUCAGAUUUAGAAAAACUUCACGUUCACGAUGAAGAACACAACUCAGACGAUGACUUUGUGGGCAAUAGUGAUGAUGAUGGUGAAGAGCUGUCUGCCCGAGGCAAAUUAAAUGGAACAGCAAUGAAAAUAAAAUCUUUCCUGAAGAAAGGCAAGUCAAUGAGGAAUGACUUUGUGGGCUGGGCUUCGAAAGAGCUCAUUGAUUUCCUUUUGUCCAUUGGGAAAGAUACAUCAGAAACUCUAGAUCAAUAUCGUGCUGCUGAAGUGGUGAAGAACUACAUUCGACAAAAGGAUUUAUUGCAAAAGGAUAAGAAAAAACUCGUCAUAUGUGAUGACAAGCUCCAGCUUUUGUUCAGGAAAUCAAAAGUAAAGUACAACAAGAUAUAUUACUUGUUAGAAAAGCAUAUUGCUGCAAACAUGAUAUCAGAUGAUGAAAUCCUUGCUAGUUCUGAGGAUAACAGUGAUUCAGUUAUGACAAAGAAAGCUCGUUUUGUGAGCUGUCAGUCCAGUACUCUGAAGCGUACUCCUGAAAUAAACAAGAGAUGUCUCGCUGCUCUUGUUCGUGAUAACAUCAAUCUAAUUUAUUUGAGGAGAUCAUUAGUUAUGGACCUACUAAAGGAGCAAGAUACAUUUGAAAGUAAAGUUGUUGGCUGUUUCGUCAGAAUAAAGAAUAAUCUCAAAGAUUGUAGUUUCCAAAAGCAUAAAAUGUUUUACCGGCUUGGAAAAGUAACAGGCAUUAGGAAAACCACUGAAGAAGACGAGAUGAAAGACACAGCAAAUGUUCUUUUAUGUAUUUUGAACAUGCCUGACGUCAACAUCUCGGUGUUGUCAGAUGAAGAUUUUGAUGAGGAAGAAUGUGAAGAUCUUCGUUUGCAGGCCCAGAAUGAAUCCUUUGAAAGGUAUACUGUGGGUGAUCUUGAGGAUAAAGCAAGAAGCUUACGCAGGGACAUCAUGAGUCAUUGGAUCAAUAAAGAACUUCAGAGACUAGAUAGAUUAAUUGACAAGGCGAACGAGAAAGGUUGGAGACAGGAGAAGGAUGCAUACCUGGAUAAGAAACGGCUCUUACACAAACCAUCUGAACAACAGCGUCUACUUGAAGAGGUCCCACGAGUUAUUCCAGAGAUGGAAGAUAGUAAAGAUACUGAGGUUCAAGUUACAACAAGAGACAGGUCUACUAGGAAGAGCACUGUUGCUUUUCAAGGUACCAAUGCAGAAAGCAUUGUUUCUUUGAAAAGAUGCUCAGAAGAAAAAUAUAAAGGUACCAAUGGGACACGAGCAUCAUUUCUGAAGAGCUGCGCUGAAGAAAAAAUCAAAGAAGGAAAAUAUAAAGGUACUGGCGGGGAGAGAGACCUUUCCUUGAAAAGUUUAUCAGAAGAAAAAUCUGAAGCUACUAACACCUACACUAGUGGUGGUACAGCUGUAAUGGAUACUCAGAAACAGGACACUGAAGGUGCUGAUGGGGGUGUUGAUGGUGAUACAGCUGGAGUGAAUGUUCAAAGGCGGAGCACCGAAGCCACAAAAGCCAACGCUGCUGGUGAUGUACCUGGAACAUUUGUUCUAGUGCAGGGUGCUAAAGCUGCUGAUAUUAUUACAAUUGAUGACGAUGAUGAUCAUCCGUGUGAAAGAAGUGGACAGACAGCAAUUGUCGAUCUAGAAGCCAUCAAUGAUGUUAGGGAUACUCAUGAUGCGCUACACAAGACAAAUGACAUAUCACAUGGAGGCCACGGAAACGUGAAGGUGAAGGGUGGAGCCUCACUGCACAGGCGCUUGUGGCAUUACAUCGAUCCUCAGGGCGACGAGCAAGGGCCUUUUUCAAUGGAGCAACUGUACAAUUGGUGGAACAAAGGCUUCCUGCCCAAUGAUUUCAGAGUCUGGAAGACGGGCCAAACUAGCAACAUGGCCAUCUCGCUCAUAGAUGCUCUGCAGGCGAUCAAUGAGGCGGUGCCAAAUACCGGGCCCCAUGUUGUAGAUGAUUAGAUGUACUUAUGGGUAUAUCGCGGAAAGGGGGAUAGGUCUUCUUAGUUGUAAAUAGAUGUAGUCUUUUGUAAGAUAUUAAACCCUACCCCCAUCCCUGCCCCCACCAAUCAAAAAACCCAGUCACCGAGCAAAACCGAUGCUUUGCCUGGACCUGCCAAGGUGUGGCCUAAUUUGGACUGUAAGCUGCCUCACCCUUUGGCCUAGAUGUAUUUUGUGCCCGGAAAUUGCUUUAGAUGUCUGCUUGGCAUUGGCAUAAAGCAGUUGCGAUCAGAUACCAUGGGUUUAUGUACCGACAAUGCUCUGCGCGGUGGUUUUGAUGGGAAAACAUGCUUUGGUGGAACAAAUAAA